Messenger RNA from Maniola jurtina (meadow brown), 6164 nucleotides. RefSeq lists its product as uncharacterized. NCBI's taxonomy places the organism in Eukaryota, Metazoa, Arthropoda, Insecta, Lepidoptera, Nymphalidae. The record is from RefSeq and is a predicted model, not a curated record. Bases 293 to 5620 code for a protein of 1775 amino acids. The transcript is spliced from 2 exons.
AUUGUUAGUCUAUGGUUCAUGAAUUAGCUUCUCGUAACGCGCUACAAUUAUUCGAUGUGUUUGGAAAUAAACAGUUCGACGAGUUUAAUUACAGCUAUUAUUAUUAUAUAAGAUAUAGCCAUUAAGGCUAAAAAAUGUUUUUACGCCGUGCCAGUUGUAGUGCAAAAGAAGUGCAAAGCUUCUGAUAACAGCAAUCCUCGCUCAGCGAAGUGACGCCAUUUUACGGGAAUGACCAGCCCGCGGCUGCCUCUUAUUAGGCCUGAUGUAAGGAGUGCUCUAUUCAAACUGAUGCAUGGAAACAAAUCACUUCUAUUGUACUCGUACUGGACGUACGACUUCAGAGAAAACUAUGGAAGAUGGUAAUAUUUUCAACGCUAAGAACGAUAAAAUCAGUACAACAUCGCUGGCGAACUUGUACAGUGAUCGGUCUUGUAAACUCACGACAAAUGGACACGACUUCGCCGGGGAGCAGGCCAGCCCUUCCGAGAAGUCGUUUGAACUGCGACGACCCAGCGCCGACGCGUCGCACGACAGGAAACCUAUCAACCCUGUCCGAAUACACUUGGGCAAGAGACCUUUUGUUGACAAUUCUGUACCUCUGACAGUUAAUAGUGUAAACAAGAAAAGAAAAUCAUUAGUAAACAAACCCAGUGACACAAGUACACCCAAGGUUGUACCUCGUGUACCCAAGCUUAUCCCCAAGCGCUUGGACCAUAGUCAGUUUCACAAUGUUGCAUCACACAAUGACCGUACCCCAGACAACGAGCACGACAAACCUGUGCCUCGACUGGUGCCCAAGAGCCAGUUAUUUCAAUUUAAAAGGGGUAAGACGGAAAAGGGGCCCCAGCUGAAAGAGUAUGCUCAGAGUUUAGGUUUGCAGCCCAUGGUGAAGUUCAAGUGUCGGAAGUGUUGUUCCAUGUCAUUUAAGACCCUGGCCAUGCUCAAAGAGCAUCAACUGGUGUGUCGGGCACAAGCAAAAGAACCUGCAUUGAGUCCAGAGGCAGCUCCCAGCACUGACAGUAACACCAGUGGUCCCUCGAGAGUGACUCGCAAAGUGUAUCUGUGCUCGGCUUGCGGCACAUACUACGAGAACUGGAAUCUCUUUCUGCAUAUGCGUGAGGUGCACAGCAGGCAUAUAUGUUUAUUUUGUUUAGGAAUGUUUUCAAAGGCAGAAAAGUUAUCUUCACAUCUAACGAACAAGCACAAUGUGCAAGAAUUCAACUACGAUGUUAAAGAGGACUUUUGCAAAGUUUAUAACGGGAGUUUUUAUUUGAUGUGCUGUGCCUGUGAUGAGAUUUGUAGUGAGAAGGAUGACUUUUUCAAUCAUGACUGUAAUAAUGUUAAACCGAAACCUGUGCCUGUUCUUAUUAGUAAGAAUUCAAUGAAGUCAAACAAUGCAAAAUUACUCAAAAACAUUAAUGACACUGCUCCGAAUGGGCCUCCAGUGUUGUCGAAAGAAUUUUUAAAGCCAGCACUUGAGCAAAAAGAGGUGUCUGAAAUAAGACAUGACGCUACAUUGCAGCCUCAGAGGAUAGAAUCAAAUUCCAAUAUAUGUGAUACAAGUACAGUAAGUGCAAACAGUGAUGCAAGUAUAAGCUCAGAGAGUUCUGCAUCUACUAGUAAGGAUACCAGCCAAGCUUUAAAUUCCACAAAUAAUGUCAAAGCUUCAAAUAUUGACAAAGCUCCUCUUAGCCCUAUUAAUCAAAUAUCACAGGAUAAAGAUCCUAGCUCUUCUGUACCGAAUGGCAAAGGAUCGUUAGACCAGUCAGAUGACAGUGAUGUACCAGACACAGACACCUUACACAGAUCCCCAUCUCGUUUAACAUCGAUAACACAAAAAGAGCUUUCCCCUAAACCAAUAGAAAAAGAAAAAGAGUGUGGUAUUAAAUUGAAGUUGAGCCUUAAUAAUGCCAACUCACCAGUUAUCAUAAACUCAACAGUAGAUCCAACAGUUGGACAGCAAUAUGCACAUAAACCUCCAACACGGAAUAGAAGACCACCAAAAAGGUAUGAAAAAGACAAACCACCUGACCCAACACCUCCAGCAAGACCUCUAUAUUCAACACCUCUAGCCAAACCUCCUAUCAAAAUAACAAUUUGUGAUAAAGCUGAUAGUCCAUUUGUGAAGACAACAACUGUUGAGCAUCUAGUUAAAACCCUUGUGAAUAACAAUAUUGAGCCGAUAACCAGGCUACCUGAAACAAAACCAGAAAAUACAAUCAAAUCUACUAUUUAUGAUAAUAAAUUAGAGGAGAUCAAUACUUUAAAUAGGGUACCAAAGCUGACUGUGAGAGUUCCUAAGGAGUUUCUGGAUAAAGAUUCGUCUAGUGAUUAUUCAUCAGACAGUGAUGCUGGUGAAAAAUUACCAGCUGAUAACAAAGAUAUGAUCAUAGAUGAAAGUAUUCCUCAAAACAAAGAAGAACCAACGGACACUGUGGACAGUGCUCCCACUGAAGCACCAAAGGAAGAUGUAACAGAAAUAAAAAAUGAGCCUGAGCCCCCAAAUGAAGAAAAAGUUGAAAUAAAAGAAGAGGUCCCACCUAAUCCUGAACCACCAGAUCAAACUUCUGAAGAUAUUAACGUUGAAGACACUGAAGUGACAGAUGAAAUCCCUGUAACUGAGUUAACUUUGGACAGGCCAAUUCAUAAAUAUCCAAUGAAGGAUCUCCUGAAAGUCUUUUUAACCUCAACUGUGUUUAACUGCAUAUAUUGUAAUCAUGUACGUAAAAUUGCAGUAAAUUGUGAGCAGCUUGCACUUCACAUGGUUGCUGAGCACCGCUUCUCAGCCACUGUGGACAGUAUAACAGCUGAGGAGCUUAUGCCAGAGACCAUUGCUGCCAAAGUGAAAGCGGCAGCUCCAGAAGUUGCCUCGGUUUACAUUAACUUAGACUCUUACGAUAGUGUAGAUAAGUGUGACACAGUUCAGCCAAACCUCAUUUUUGAAUGUUUUCAGUGUUAUUUCAAAACGUCUGUUCAUAAAGAUCUCUAUUUACAUAAUCGUAAAAUGCACCAGAAAACAAUAUUGCUAUGUGUUAUGUGUAAAAACAAUUUUUAUUCUUAUAGUGAAUUACUAUGCCAUUUAUGCCCUGGAAUGUACGAUUUGGAGUAUGAAAUUAAGUAUAGAUGCUGUUUUUGUAACAUAGACAAUAUAUCCUCAUCGUUCAGACUCAUGGUGCAUCUUCGAAAGAUACACCACACUUGUGAUGUUUGUUUAGAGUUUUGUCAAAGCCAAGCACGUCUGUCCAACCAUGUGUGGAAACACAAACUGCACCAUUUAUGCUAUCGCUGUGGUAUAGCCUAUAGGAAUAAGCCAGAUAUUACCAAUCAUUUGUUUUGGAAGCAUGGCACAGAGAGUGUGUUGUGUAAAAGGUGUUUGCAGAAAAAAUGGCCACAUGUGUAUCAUUUUUGCACACCCCCAGCAGUUUUCGUUUGUGAUGAAUGUACUCUGCAAUUCACAAGAGCUGUCAGUUUAAAGGUACAUAAAAGAUUUCAUUCAGAAGAAUACCCCCAUGCAUGUACUGAAGAGGGCUGUAUAGAAAAAUUUGUGUCUAAGAAACUUCUUAGUAAACAUUUAGAUGAACAUAGAAAGAAAUUAGUGACCGAAGAUUUGGAUGAAGAGAAAAUACCUGAGACUGAGUCUUCAGGAGAAAAUCCCAAAGAACCAAUUCCUAUUAUCGAUUUAGUUGACGAUAAACCAAAAGAAGAACCUGACUCUGAAGACAAAUCUGAGGCUGGAACUGAGCAAUUGUCCAAAAAAGGUAAAAAGAAGAAAAUAAAAGAUGCACUAUUGAUAGAUGUUAAUUUACCAGCACUAAACUUAUCUGAAAGUGAUAGUAGUGAUGAAUCAGAUAGCGGAGUUUCGCAAAUCAAGGAUGAGAACCCUCAAGAUAAGCCUAAGAGUGAAGUUGAAGAAUGCAAACCAGAAAUAGACGAAAAACCCCCAGUAAUCAUGGAUGUUGAAAUACCGCCUGCUAAUGCAGAAGAAAAAGUAGAGCCUACUGAGGAAGAUAAACCGAGUGAAGAAAAAGUUUUAGAAAUCUGGGAUAACUUUAAAAAAUAUCAGGCAAAGGUAGAAAAACAAAGAGAAAAGACACCCCCGUUGGUUCCUAUUCGAAAACAUGUAUGCGAGUCUGAUCACGAUUAUUGUGUAAUACCAACUGAUAUAAAUGGCGACGAUGACGUUUUCGGCACUGAUAAAAAGAAAAAUAAAAAAUCCCCCAAGAAAAGACAUGAUGGACUUUCGUCUUCUAGUAGUAGCAGCAGCGACAGCGAUUCCAGCUGCUCUUGCGGAUCUAACUGCAGUUGCUCAUCAAGCAGUGGCUCCUCCUCUAGCAGUUCUUCAGAUUCUGAUUCCUCAGAUGAUUCAGGAAACGAAAAGAAAAAGAAACAAAAGAAAUCACUUUCAAAAAGAAGGGUUAGUAAUGGUUCGAAUGUGGAUGUUAUGGGAAUGGCAGAAACUCCUAUAUUAAUACCAGAAAAAACUGAACCACCUAUUGCUGAAAGUGAUUUAGAAACUGAAGAAAGUGAAACAGACGAAGAGUUUUAUGAUGAAAACCCACAAAAAAUUGCAAACAAAAUGUACACUGAGAAACGUAACCAGCUGUUACUGCUAGCCUCUGUAGCGCCAUCUGAGGGCGGGUCCAUGUCAGGAGAAGUGAGUCGCUGUAGCACUCCUAUCAAAGAGGAAGAACCAAAAGAAAUUAAGGAAGACAAAAAAGAGUCUAAGGAAGUUGAAACAAAAAUAAAAACAAGCGGCAGUAAAAAGAAGAGUAAAAAGAAAAAGAGAUCCAGGAAUUCCAGAAAGCAUGGACCCAUCAAGAUGACCAUUCCUAAAGAUGUUAUUGCGAAAUCUGAUGCUGAAACACCAGCCUUGAUACCUAAUAAAAUAACUAUAUCGCUACAAUCCAAUACAGUGCAAAUCCCAGAGGCAACUACCCCGGCUGCAGUAGCUCCAUCGCCGAGCAUCACGAGCACUCCUAAUCAAUCCGCAGAAAACAAGAGAGCGUCUAAAAGACGACGGGUACCUAACAAGUUUUACGGCUACUCUAGCGAUGAGGAAUCACCACAAACUGUCACAGCCUUGAAGCCUCAACUACCACCUAAAUUAGAAUGGAGGAAGGAAGACUUGCCUUCGCCAGUCACGCACAAAGCUAAGAAGGAAAUACCAUCGACAGUCAUUCCGCAAAGGAUGUUCAGUUACAACGAGCCGAUCAGGUUAACCGCACCGAUACCCGAUCCGGAGCCUCCCCGCUUCUUGAUGAACUCAGAGUCGAUGGAGUCGAGCGAUUCGGAUUCUAGCAACGAGGGGGCGCUAGAGAUAUAUCAGCCGAGCGUGCAGAAUCCGAUACCGGUCCCUCCUCCGACUUAUUUGAACUCGGGCACCUCAAGUUUGCCGUACCCGUUCCAGCGGCCGGCCGUGCGCCAAGCGCGAGAGGGAGAGAGCGUGUACUGCUAUUGCCGCUGCCCUUACGACGAGGUGUCGGAGAUGAUCGCUUGCGACGCGGAGGGCUGUCCCAUCGAAUGGUUCCACUUCGAGUGCGUCGGCAUCAUGGUACCGCCUAAAGGCAAAUGGUACUGCCCCGAGUGUAGGAAGAACCAGAGUUUCGCAGGUUACAGAUAGGUCUAAUCGAAAGUUGUUAUUUUAAGUGUAUAUAAUUGCUGUAUUGUUAUCUGUAUAUAAUUUAUUGAUUGUAGAUACUUUAGCUUUACCUGUAUAUCUUUAUAGUUAGUUCUUGUAAGUUAGAAUAUUAGGCAUGAAAAAAAAUGUAUCAUUGUUAUAAAACGUACAUCGUCGCUGCGCGUGCAAAAACCGCUAUGUAAUUUUUUUUGAAUUUUCGUUUUUUAUGUUAUUUUGUUCAGUUUUAAAAGAUGCGUAUGCAAUGCGCACACCCAUCACAAUACAAUAUAAACCCAUUCUUUUGCUUGAACUAGUUCAAGAAAUAAUAUAAUUAAGCUGUGAUUUUGAUCUAAAAGUAAAGAAGAUUUUCCAAAAUCAAUUCCAAUUAAGUUUAAUAGACUUGUGAUUUCCCACAUAGCGGAAUCUUCAUGUGCAGCAAUGACAUGUUAUGCUUGAUUCUGGCUGUGCGGCCGAUUCUGUCAUGUAAAAAUUGUUACUGAUAUAAACGUAUACAGCAUCUGAAAAAUAAAUCCAAUUUUUGAUACCA